This is a messenger RNA of Nerophis ophidion (straightnose pipefish), 3262 nucleotides long. It is a transcript of the gene agbl4, whose product is annotated as AGBL carboxypeptidase 4. The transcript is spliced from 13 exons. Gene Ontology annotation, biological process: proteolysis. Lineage: Eukaryota; Metazoa; Chordata; Actinopteri; Syngnathiformes; Syngnathidae. The record is from RefSeq and is a predicted model, not a curated record. Bases 97 to 1554 code for a protein of 485 amino acids. Gene Ontology annotation, molecular function: zinc ion binding; metallocarboxypeptidase activity.
GGCGCUUAAUUGCGUCGAGUCUGUGUUGUUUUGUGGAAUGUUCGCUGACUUUCCAACCCAAACUAAGCUGUUCAAAAUGAUGAGUUCAGGGAGAUUAUGUAUUUUUCGACUACAGAUGUGACGUUCAUGAACAAGUCGAGUCGUUUGAACGGCAAUGAAGCUGGAGGAGAGGAAGCCUUGGUCGGCAACGUCAACAAGCUGACGGUGAGCCCGCCAGGCUACUCAGGAGCUCCAAGAAAAGGACAUCUGGUUUUUGACGCUUGUUUCGAGAGUGGGAACCUCGGCCGCGUGGACUACAUCAGCGAAUUCGAGUUCGACCUCUUCAUCCGCCCCGACACCUGCAACCCUCGAUUCCGAGUCUGGUUCAACUUCACGGUGGAGAAUGUCCGUGAGACGCAGAGGGUGAUUUUCAACGUGGUCAACUUCUCCAAGACCAAGAGCCUCUACAGAGACGGCAUGUCCCCUGUGGUCAAGUCCACCAGCAGACCAAAAUGGCAGAGACUCCCCGCCAAGAACGUCUACUACUACCGCUGCCCGGACCACCGCCGCAACUACGUCAUGUCCUUCGCCUUCUGCUUCGACCGAGAGGACGACGUGUACCAGCUGGCCUACUGCUACCCUUACACCUACUCCCGGCUGCAGCACUACCUGGCCGGCCUGGAGCGCAGGAAGCUUCCCUACCUGCAGAGGGAGCAGCUGGGCCUCAGCGUGCAACAACGCCAUCUGGACUUGUUGACCAUCACAAACUGUGACCAGCUGAGUCCAGAAAGAGAGAAGAAGCUUGUGAUCCUCACAGCUCGUGUUCACCCUGGAGAGUCUCCUGCCUCUUUUGUCUGUCAAGGUUUGAUUGACUUCCUGGUGAGCCAGCAUCCUGUGGCUCAGAUCCUAAGAGAUUAUGUGAUCUUCAAAAUCGUCCCCAUGCUGAAUCCUGACGGUGUUUAUCUGGGCAACUACAGAUGUUCACUGAUGGGCUUCGACCUCAAUCGCCACUGGCAGGACCCCUCUCCGUGGGCCCACCCCACGCUGCAUGCUGUCAAGCAGCUGAUCAUACAGAUGAGCCAAGACCCUAGCGUCAGCUUGGAGUUCUACAUCGACGUCCACGCCCACUCCACCAUGCUGAACGGCUUCAUGUACGGCAACGUCUUCGAGGACGAGGAGCGCGUCCAAAGGCAGGCCGUCUUCCCCCGACUGCUGUGCAAUAACGCCGCCGACUUCUCCUUCUCCAACACGUCCUUCAACCGCGACGUGGUGAAGGCCGGCACCGGCAGACGUUUCCUGGGCGGUCUCCUUGACGACACGUCCUACUGCUACACCCUGGAGGUGUCCUUCUACAGCUACAUGACCCCCGCCAGCGCCGCGCCCGUGGCCUACACCGAGGAGACGUACAUGAAACUGGGCAUGAAUGUGGCCCGGACCUUCCUGGACUACUACAAGCUCAACAACCUCCUCACAGACAACACGCCGAGUCAUGUCCGAAGCUGUGAGGCGCCGUCUCAGGCAGGCGGAGAUGUGGCGGACAAAGAGACGGAGAGGAGCCAGAAUGUCAAGCACUGAUGGACUGAAGACCACGAGGAGCGUUAUCUUUUCUUUCAGAAACACAGAUUAUGCAGAACAAUUGCACAAUUUCCAUUAAGUCAUUAUUUACCCCAACGUUAGUUUACAUUAUUGUUUGUUAAUGCAUGCCUUCCAUAAGUAAAUCAUUAUUGUGGUAUUUAAAUAAUUGCAGUAUUCAUAUGAAAAAGUCCAUAAUUGUGGAGGUUUUUUUUUAAACAAUGUAAAUAAUGCACAUUGUUUGUUAUAGUGGGCAAAGUUAUUAAUUUAAAUUGUGCAAAGCACAUGUAUUUAUUAUUUUGGCAUGUAUCAUUCCAAUAAUUAUUAUCUCAUUAUUUCUACAUUGUGAAUGCUAUUCACAUUUGGUGUAUUUGUAUUAAUGCAUUUUAUGAUUGUUUCAUGAUUGACUUGAAGUAUAAAACGUUUGCCGUGACGUCACGUUGGAGACGGCCUAUUAAUGCAUGCCUUCCAUAAGUAAAUGUGUUAUUUUUGUCACCGUGUUAUUGUGACAUUUAAAUAAUUGCAGAAUUCAUAUGUAAAAGUCCAUAAUUGUGUAGGUUUUGUAAAAUAUCUCAUUAUUUCUACAUUGUGGAUGCUAUUCACAUGUGUAUUUGUAUUAAGGCCCAAGCUGUUUGUUUACAUGUUUUUUUGUUUUUUUUCUCUUUGCUAUUUGGUCUUAUUGGACCCAAAAUAGAAUAAAAACUAAGAAUCAUCUUUUUAUAUGAUGUACUUAGUCCAUAAGUACACAAACGUGUACUUCAUAUCUAGUGACAUGCUAAUUCUUAUUUUUAAACUUUUUUUUUUUCCAAAUGCCAUUAUAUAUUAUACUCUUCUGACACCACCAGACUGCAGUAUAAGUGUCCACAUAAGCGGCCAUAAGACCCCAAUUCAGUAGUGUACACAUUUUUGGAAAUAAGAGCUAAAAGGUGCUGUCCACGGAUGUGGCCACUAAGCCUUUUAAUGCAUGCCUUCCAUAUGUAAAUGCGUUAUUUUUGUCAUAGUGUUACUGUGGUAUUUAAAUAAGUGCAGCAUUCAUACGGAAAAUUCCAUAAAUGUGUAGGUUUUGUAAAAUAAUGCAAAUAAUGCACAUUGUUUGUUAUAUUGGGCAAAGCUAUAAUUUUUUUUUAUUUGUGCAAGGCAUAUGUGUUUAUUAUUUUGGCAUGUAUCACUCUGAUAAUUAUCUCAUUAUUUCUACAUUGUGGAUGCUAUUCACAUUUGGUGUAUUUGUAUUAAUGCAUUUUAUGUUUGUUUCAUGAUUGACUUGAAGUAUAAAACAUUUGCCGUGACGUCACGUCGGAGACGGCCUAUUAAUGCAUGCCUUCCAUAAGUAAAUGUUAUUUUUGUCACCGUGUUAUUGUGACAUUUAAAUAAUUGCAGAAUUCAUAUGGAAAAGUCCAUAAUUGUGUAGGUUUUGUAAAAUAUCUUGUUAUUUCUACAUUGUGGAUGCUAUUCACAUGUGUAUUUGUAUUAAGGCCCAAGCUGUUUGUUUACAUGUUUUUUUGUUUUUUUUCUCUUUGCUAUUUGGUCUCAUUAGACCCAAAAUAGAAUAAAAACUAAGAAUCAUCUUUUUAUAUGAUGUACUUAGUCCAUAAGUACACAAAUGUGUACUUCAUAUCUAGUGACAUACUAAUUCUUGUUUUUAAACUUUUUGUUUUCCAAAUUCCAUUGUAUAUUAUACUUUUCUGACACCACCAGACUGCAGUAUAUAAGU